GCAGCUUCCUGGUCGCCCUAAAUUUAGUGGAUGACAAACCCGCUCCAUCAGCCUCGGCAAAGAAUAGGCAACACGGGUAGAGUGGGUGGGUCAUGAGCCUGAUGAUGUGAUGCCAUCGCCAGUGGAAGAAGAGACAUUUCUUCUUACAGCUCUUUGUCCGGCCAACUGCAGUAUCAAGUUCGGGAUUGCGAUUGGCUGGAUCACGAUGCGAACCUGAUUCACCGCCCGUCCUCUUCCUGCAGCUCAACUGAACGUCUGAAACUGCAACCUGAGCUCGCCUUUGUCUAUGAACGCCAUCCGAUUAGGUGGACAAUCACUGAGAAUGGCUGUCCAAUUGGCAGAGCUACCCGAAGUUGAGCGUCUCAGCCCGAGAUGCAUCCGCAUCCUGGGGGGCAACCCCGGCAAGUUCACCCUUCAGGGCACCAAUACCUAUUUGUUAGGUACCGGUUCAAGCCGUCUCCUAAUUGACACGGGUGAGGGCAAACCUUCGUGGAUCGAGGCCAUCAAGAGGACGCUGGAAGAGGAGAAGGCAUCCGUUGCAAGUGCACUCAUUACCCACUGGCAUCCGGACCACCAAGGAGGAAUUAGCCACCUCCUCGAGGUUUCCCCGAACACCAAGGUCUACAAGAACCAGCCGGGGGAGGGACAGCUGGACAUCAAGGACGGCCAGAAAUUCGAAACCGACGGAGCAACAUUGACGGCCGUCCAUUCCCCAGGCCACACAGACGACCACAUGGUAUUCCUUCUCCAGGAGGAAGAUGCCAUGUUCACCGGGGACAACGUCCUAGGCCACGGGACCGCCGUAUUUGAAGACCUCGGUGCAUACCUAGGCAGCCUACAGAAGAUGGGGAGUCUGUUCAAAGGUCGAGCGUAUCCUGGGCAUGGCCCAGCUCUGGCAGACGGGCCUGGGAAGAUUGCCGAGUACAUUAGCCACAGGCGACAACGUGAGGAUCAGGUCCUCCAAAACCUGCGAUCGAAACGGGCCGGGGUCGGGACAAGUGACAGCGAUUCGUGGGCGCCGAUGGACCUGGUCAAGGUCAUCUACAGCGACGUGCCCGAGAGUUUGCAUCCAGCCGCAGCGGGUGGGGUAGUUCAGAUUCUGCAGAAGCUUCAGAGGGAAGGCAAAGUGUCGCUCGCAGGCGAAAGAUGGAGGCUCAAUGAUCGUUCUCCUUUGUAAAGAAAGCAGCUCCUCUCCUGGGUUUUACUACCUGCUCAGGGACGAUCAAAUUUCUUGACGCUCAGCCUCGCCAGCCUCAUCAUGCGCGUUUAACCUACUAUGACGGAGGAGAUUUCCUCAAGAAGCUGUGCUGUGACGUC
Molecule: messenger RNA, 1317 nt
Organism: Phialemonium atrogriseum
Lineage: Eukaryota; Fungi; Ascomycota; Sordariomycetes; Cephalothecales; Cephalothecaceae
Product: beta-lactamase-like protein
Exons: 1
Coding region: 287-1177 (296 amino acids)
Biological process (GO): secondary metabolite biosynthetic process
Source: RefSeq, a predicted model, not a curated record